CGCCUAGCGAUAACAACGUCAUUCGUCUUUGCGCUGUGUGACUACAACCAUGGGGACUCUGAAAAUAUCUGCUCGAGCAUUUGUUCUAGUGUUUGCUCUCAACUUUUUUCUGUGUUCUGGUCAACACGACGAUGACAAAAUAAAACCUCAAGACAUGCAAAAAAGAGAGGACACGAUUAACAAGGACAUGAUAAAGGCUGGAGUAGAUGUCAGUAGGACAUUGUGUGAUAACAAGACUGACGGUGGAGGAUGGAUUAUUAUUCAGAGACGAAUCAAAGGUGAUGUGAGCUUUUUAAGAACUUGGAACGAUUAUAAAAACGGAUUUGGCUCAAAUUCUGGAGACUUCUGGAUAGGAAAUGACGUCAUUUAUCAGCUAACAAAUUUAGGUUAUAAUGAACUCAGAUUUGACAUGAAGUAUAAUUGUAAAGACUACUACGCUGUGUACAGAGGUUUCAAGGUAGAAAAUGAAGCAGCAAAGUAUAAGAUGUACUCCAUGUCAUUCAGUGGUGGGAAUGUUGAAAACUUGUUUAUUCAUCACAAUGGCAUGAAGUUUACAACCAUUGACUCUGAUAACGAUAUAUGGUCACCUGUAAACUGUGCUGAAGAAAGGAGCGGUGGUUGGUGGUAUAGUAAUUGUCAUUGGGUUAACGUCAACGGUGAAUGGGCGAGUCGUGUUUACGAUAAAGGAAUUCAUUGGUAUAGCAUUACAGGCUGGUCUGACUCUCUAGACUUUGUUGAGAUGAAACUUCGUCAAAUGUAAACAACCCGAGAACAAUGUCUGGUAAAAUUAAGGGUACACAACAAUCAAAUUACAUAAAAACCAUGAACAGCACUACCUAAAUUAAAAUAAAUACAUUUAAAAAUGUAACUAAGGCAAUAUUUUCAAGAUGAUAAUGGUGAAAGAGAAGUAUACAUGUAAGGAACACCAACUCAUAACAUUUCAUUUGAAAAGUUGUUUUACAAACUCUAACAUAAUUUGUGUUAUUAUAAUGAUGUAAUAAGACCAAAUAAGCAGUAAUCUUCACAUUAAAAUAUUUUAAAGAUUGACGGUUCGUGUUCUAUCGAUAAAAGAAAAAACACCUCGUGGAUGAGUCAUUUAUUACUUGCAUGUGUAUAACUAUAUAUUAGUAUUGUAGUUGGCAUCUACCACUAUAUCUUUAACUAGCCAUUCACUUGAGUCGUGUGUCGUUAACCCAUAACAACGUAUAUAAUGUUUGUGCAAUUUUUUUAAUAAUAUUUUUAGCUAGUUUUUCAAAGAUGCAUAUUCCAUACAAACAUUAAGUAGGGAUAGUAACUGUUAUAUUUUAAUUUGUAAAAUUGUGUAUUGUAAAUUGUGUAUAAUAUGAGGUCAUACCAAUGUAGUAGAAUAAAUGGAAUAUUUAAGUAGUUUUAUCUAAUGUAUUUAUUACAGUGCACGAUGGUUUAUUAAGGGAAUCUCCGGUAAAUUAAAUAUUUAUAAGUAGACCUGAAAAGUUUUAUUUUAAAUCCUUUUUUACUAAGCUUUAAAUAUUCUUUUAUUUCCGCUUUCAAGGUAUGUAAUUAUACUUUCGCUGAUGAAAAUGGUAUUUGUAAUUGUUAUAUCUUAUGAUCAAUUUAGUGUCCACUGUGUAUCAUACUAUAGGUUGGAGAAUCAUUCGUUUGCCUAUUUAAUUUUCACAAUUGUUUUCAUACAUUUUUCUUAUAUCGUCCACAUAAUUUUUUAUCAAGCCUUCCUUUGGGUGGUUUAAUGGAUUCUUUGUUUUAUAUAUUUAAUAAUAUAUCCAUUUACAACACUUAAUGUGAUUUCUUUUUUUUCGUUUGUCUUUUGAACAUAUAAUAAAAACUUCUAAAU
Physella acuta is the source of this 1831-nucleotide messenger RNA. RefSeq names its product ficolin-1. Lineage: Eukaryota; Metazoa; Mollusca; Gastropoda; Physidae. The record is from RefSeq and is a predicted model, not a curated record.